Messenger RNA from Macrosiphum euphorbiae (potato aphid), 507 nucleotides. Lineage: Eukaryota; Metazoa; Arthropoda; Insecta; Hemiptera; Aphididae. The record is from the annotation of a GenBank genome assembly.
AUGCGCACGGCUUCUGCACAGCAGGGUUACUGUGGAACGCUGCCGUGCCGGUCGUCAUCGGUGGCGGUGGAGGAGGCGGCCAAAAAUUUUCCGAGGUUACAGCAGGAGGCGGAGGAGGCAGCCAAAAAUGUUCUGAGGUUACAGCAUGAUACGGAGAAGUCAGCCAAAAAUGUUCUGAGGUUACAGCACGAUACGGAGGAGAUGGCCAAAAGUAUUCCGAGGUUACAGCAGGAGGCGGAGGAGGCAGCCAAAAAUGUUCCGAGGUUACAACAGGAGGCGGAGGAGGCAGCCAAAAAUGUUCUGGGGUUACAGCACGAUACGGAGGAGAUGGCCAAAAGUUUUCCGAGGUUACAGCAGGAGGCGGAGGAGGCAGCCAAGAGUUUUCCGAGGUUACAGCAGGAGACGGAGGAGGUGGCCAAAAGUUUUCCGAGGUUACUGCAGAAGGUGGAGGAGGCGGCCAAAAAUUUUCCGAGGUUACCACAGGAGGCGGGCCUGCGACGGGUGUAA